Molecule: messenger RNA, 3631 nt
Organism: Morone saxatilis (striped sea-bass)
Lineage: Eukaryota; Metazoa; Chordata; Actinopteri; Moronidae
Product: GRB2-associated-binding protein 1-like
Exons: 13
Coding region: 530-2869 (779 amino acids)
Source: RefSeq, a predicted model, not a curated record
GGGAAGAAUGACUCGGCUGGGAAGUAGAAACCCUCUCAGAAGGAGGUGUGACUCAGCCGUGGAAAGAGGAGCAGCUCCCUCAUGUUUGGAUGGAAACUACUAGAGACGUGGAUCCAUCAAGCAGCAGACCUGAGCUCACUGAUUACAGCAGCGGCUCACAGACUGAUCUACCAGAGGCUGUCAACAGAUUUCAAUUCUUGUCAAAUUAUUUGAUAUACUGAAUUAGAGAUUAUCAGAUUGGUUGGAGGACUGGAGGAUCAGCCUCUGUGACUGACUGAAGCCGCAUUAACUGACUUUAAGUCUGAUCUGAAGCCUGAUCAAGUGAUUGGAAGUCUCACUGAUCAGUUUUACACCUUAAGUCUGACUGAUCUGACGCUGAAUUGACUGACUUGACACUUGAUUGCUUGAGUCUGACUGACUCCUGAGAUUCCUAAUUGACUUACCGGAAGCCUGUCAGCAUUGACACCUGAUUGUAAGCCCGAUCCACCAAUUGGGAGCCCAGCUGAUCGAUUGGUUUGCUGGCAUCAGGAUGAGCGGAGCAGAGGAGGUGGUGUGUGAAGGUUGGCUGCGAAAAUCCCCACCAGAGAAAAAACUACGGCGAUAUGCGUGGAAGAGGCGUUGGUUCGUGCUGCGAAGCGGUCGGCUGAGCGGGGAGCCGGACGUCCUGCAGUACUACAAGAACCAGCAGUCCCGCCGGCCAAUCAGGACCAUCAACCUGAACCUGUGUGAGCAGGUAGACGCUGGCCUGUCAUUCACAAAGAAGGAGCUGGAGAGCAGCUUCGUUUUCGACCUGAGGACGGAGGAGAGGACCUGGUACCUGGUGGCUGAGUCUGAGGAGGACAUGAACCGCUGGGUGUCCGCCAUCUGCCUGCUCUGCGGCUUCAACCCGACCGACGACGUUUCAGAGAGACCUUCUGUCUCUGGCUCGUCCUCCAUCACAGGGACAACCCCAACCAGUGGCAGUGCCACCACGGUAACAGGGUCGGUCCCACCACCCUAUGAUCCAGUGAGUGUGCGGAAUGUGCAGCCUGAUGCCAAUGCAGAAGAGGAUUACCUUUGGUUAUCACACUGCCAGAGUCACAUCAGGCCUCCUUUAGGUUCCUCCACCUCUCUUGAAACCGACUACAACGACAACCUCUACCCUCCUCCCUCCGCCACCUCCUCCUCCUCUUCCUCUUCCUCUUCUCCUUCCCUCCUUCCCAACAGCCUCCCGGUCCCGUCCUCCUCCUGUUCCCCCGGCUUUCGGACAGCUCCUUGGACAGCUACUGCCAUGACGGGCCCUUUCAGCCAGUCUCUGGAUGCCAGCAUGACCCUUGACCUCUACAAACGAGCCGGCAGGCCUCGCUGUCACCCGUCUCCUCAUCCCAGGAAGCACUCGCUGGAUUUCCACCUGCGACCUGUGGCGAUGCCUCUCACUGAUGACACGCGCUCCGCCGUGCAUCCAAAUACGCACUCAUACACCAACAGUGGUUACCAGAUCCCCCGUCCUGCGUUCACCCCGCAGCCACGUACCCCUCGCCGGCCAUCCUCUACCCCCAGCGUGGACUCCCUGACCCAGGCGGAGCUCCACGCCUCCACCCCGACUCCUCCUCCACGCCCGCCCAAGCCCCCGACCUUUGCAGCCCAGGGAGAGAGCUCAGCUGGGGGCACACUGCCCCGAUCCACCUCAGAGCAUGAUAGGAGGGAUGGAUAUGUGGAGGGAGGGGGUGGAGGUCUGCCAAAGAGUAACACUGUCACUAUGCCAGGACGCAUACAGCCAGGUUGUGAGUCUUUUUACAUCCUUCGGUCUCGGUCCGAGAGAGCUAGCAUGUUUGAGUUCAGCGAGAGCUUCAACAGCUACUUCUUUAAUAAAGGCAUGGUACCUCUGGGUAGUGUUUGUGCUGAAGAUGACGAUGUGGACGAAAACUAUGUUCCCAUGAGCGCCGCCACCACGGAGCCUCCUGUUGCACCGAGGGUGCUUCCAACUCCUGCCUCCGACCCCUCGGCCCAGCUCCAGGAUGGAAACUACGUCCCUAUGACCCCCCUCACCCCGUCCCUUCCCAUUCAUCCCACCCCUGCCACAGGGGACCUGGCGUCACUGGGGAGGCAAGUUCCCCCACCUGCUCACAUGGGUUUUCGUAACUCCCCCCUGACCCCCGUCGCUCCCCUCACCCCGGCGCUCCGGAGGAAUACCAUUAACACUGCUGGGGGAGUAGAGGUCAAAGCCAUGCCCCCUCCAAUCCACCGCAAUCUGAAACCACAACGCAGAGGGGUUUUUGCCAGUCAGCCUGCAGAGAAAACGGACGUCCAGGCUGCCGGAGAGAUGACGCACAAAACCAGAGUGAAACCAGCUCCUCUGAACAUCACUCCAGUGCAGCAGGACUGGCAGGAAGUCCCGCCCCCCAUCCGCUCACCUGUCACUCGAACCUUCACGCGAGAUCCGUCCAGUCGUCGGGCAGUCAGGCCGACCUCUGCUCACAGCUCGUCUCCCUCCUCCGAUUCCGAUGACCCGGAUGACAACUACGUCGCCAUGACAACCUCCAACCUCAGCUUCAGCGCCGGAGAGCCGUCUCUGAGGCUCAUGCUGCACCGGGCGUCAGAGGGCGGAGUCAGCAGCCCGUUGCUACGGCGAGCCAGAAGCGACAAACAGGUGGAGUACCUGGACCUGGACCUCCACACUGGGCGAUCAACACUAACAAGACAGAAACGCUGCACAGCAGAAGGCGGAGGCGGCGGUGGCGAGCACACUGGACCGGGUGAGGAGCUCGCACGGGGCGGGCGUACACGUGUUGACUACGUGGUGGUGGACCCCAAAAGGACCAAGGCCCUGAGGAACACCAGAGAAGCGUGGCAUGAUGGGAGGAUGUCCACAGAGAAGGAGAAAUGCUAGAAAUGCACACAGACGUUUGAAGAAGCUUCUUAACGAGCACUGAGGCCUUUAAAGGAAAAAGAGAAUUACUUUGAUUAAAAGUAAUCGAUUCAUCACUUCCUGAGAGUUUCUAUAAAAAUGUUCAUGCUCAGCUGACUGUCAACCCAAGAGUGUAUUACCAGCACAGGUAAUAGGAUUGUCUGCUGUAGAGAGAGCACAGUUUUUGUUGAAUGUGUGAAUGGAAGGCAAAGCUUGUAUCCGCAGGUAGGUUAACAUGGUUCUACAUUGACAUUAUAAUUAGGUAACAUUAGCGUCACUUAGCCAGGGAAGCUGAGGUUCUUCCAACGCACCUGCUGAGAUUUAAGUUAAAUCUCCAACUAGAGUAUUUCUUCCUCCAGAGUUUCUGUGUCAGAGACGUGUUGUAGACAUAAAAGCUAAGGUCACAGGUUUGACACCAGUUUCAAUAAAGAUUGCAGCACAGGUAACAUCCACCAGCAUCCAACUAAGCAUCAGCUAGAGCUCCAUUAUUCUCUAAACAUCGUGUUUUCUGCUGGAAUAGAGAAAAUAAAGGUGGACUGUCCUGAUGAUUAAAAAAACAUCCAAAUAACUUGAUGAUUUUCUUAUAUAAUCAUCCCAGCAGCUUUGUGUGCAGUUAAUUAUUGUGUCAAAUCAAAUCUGUAAUGUUACUGCUGAAUAAUUUCAUUGAUUCUGUGAGCGACAAAUGUGAUUUUUAGUAAUGACUGUUCAACAGUGAAUACAUGAAUAAACACUACACGACACAGG